This is a messenger RNA of Scaptodrosophila lebanonensis, 6834 nucleotides long. RefSeq names its product protein wings apart-like (gene wapl). Bases 435 to 5630 code for a protein of 1731 amino acids. The record is from RefSeq and is a predicted model, not a curated record. The transcript has 8 exons. Lineage: Eukaryota; Metazoa; Arthropoda; Insecta; Diptera; Drosophilidae. Gene Ontology annotation, biological process: regulation of chromosome condensation.
UUCGAAAAAAAAGAGUUAUCUUGUGUUUUGUUUUGCUUUAAGGCAAUUUCUCUUGCCCCAAAAGAACAAACAACAAUUGCGGGCUUAAAUUGUGUUCAGCACAUGAGGGAAAAGUUUUCGCGAGCUUAACAUCCAUUACCCAGAUCAAAAUCUCGCAAGAAGAAGCAGCAACAUCAGCUAUAAUUGUAGCUCUCGUUUUUAUUGUGUCCGCUUGGGGAGAAAAUGGUGAAAAAUGUGUGUGCGCAACGAAAACACAUGUAGCUCGAAUAAUUCAACAGGAGUGGCUGCCACUGCACGUGCAAAGUGCAUAGGAUAAAUAGUAAAACGGAAUCAACAACAACAAUAGGCAACUGCAAUAAGAACAACAAAAACAUCAACAACUGCAAUCAGAUUCGGGAUCAUACGCUGCAAAGUGCCUCAGCGUCCGCGUCAAAAUGUCGCGCUGGGGCAAAAACAUUGUUGUGCCACUGGACUCGCUCUGCAAGGAGAAGGAGAACACCAAUCGUCCGACAGUGGCACGGUCCGUGGGCACAGUUGGGAAAUGGGGGAAAAUGGGUUUCACAUCGACACGCACCUAUACUUUAUCGGCUCUGCAUCCGAUGGCUGCUGCUGCAGCGGCUGCCGCUGCUGCCGCCAGUCCCGCCCAGAGUCCAGCCUCAACGCAUGAGCAUGAUCCUCACGAUCUGUCCGUGUCGGUGCCGGAGCCGCCCAAACCGAAAAAGUUCUUCAAAUCGCGCAAUGCCGCUCCGCCAGAGGUUAUAGCACAAAUCAUUCAGCAGUUGCCACACUGUGUCGCCACAUCGCCGACACGAGACCACGGGGCGGGAAUGACGGGAUCGGCUACCACGCCCACACAGGAGCAUGGUAACCAUAAGUCGACAGGAGGAGGAAAAGGCAAUUCCGCAGAGCGGAAACGCAAGUCACCCAAAAAGAAGAAGGCCAACUUGGCUGCUGUCGCAACGCCCGGUGCGUUGAAGGAGUUGGCUGAUGGGUUGGAUACAAGCGCUUCACCAGCUGUCGAACCGAAGGGCAAGAAGAAAAAGCUAAAAGAGGAGAAGAAAUUGAAGCCGGAAGCGCCACCUUCACGCAUUUUGGGACGGGCACGCAAGGCGGUCAACUAUUGUGAGGUCGAUGAUGAUGAGCGCUAUCCAACACCCGUCAAAGAUCUGAUCAUUCCAAAAGCUGCGGCAGUAGAGCUGGAUAUAAAUAACUCCACUGCAGAAGCAGAAGCGGUAACCACAUCCGAGGCAGCGACGGUGGCGACGUUGCCGCCACCCAUAAGUGUACCCGCAGCAGCAACCACAACAACAGUGCCAGUGCCAUCUGCCUCGUCUAGUGCGUCCCGUACGCCGGAGCAUCCGCCGAUAGUGUUGCGCAUUUCCAAGGGCACUUCGCGUCUCGUCAGUACAGAUAGUGAGGAGCCACCAAAUGCUUCGCCUGCUGAGCAGCAGCACCAACAACAACAGCAGCAGCCUCAUGAUUUUGAGGCGCCGGAUGCCAGUGAAGCAUACGAUGUUGAAGUUAAAGUUCCUGCACCAAGUACGCCAAAAAUAAUUGUGAAACCGCCACGUCCGCCGCCAGCAAUAGAAGCAAGCACUACAAACAAUAACAACAACAACGACGACGACGAAGAGGAGGAAGAAGAAGAAGAGGAAGACGAGGAGGAGGAACCACCUGAGAUCAACUAUUGUACUGUGAAAAUAUCACCGGAUAAGCCGCCCAAAGAGCGACUGAAGUUGAUCAUUAAAACCGACGUUAUACGCAACGCCAUCGCCAAGGCGGCUGCUGAAAAGAAAUCCAAAAGCAAGAAACACAAACAUCCCAAGCACGCAGCACUUGAGCAGCUGUUGCCGGCCCCCGCAGCAACAACCACAGCACCUGGAGUAGCAACGACGACGGCGGCGCACGUUUCCGCCUCCGAAUUCAAAACGCCAUCACCACAUUUGGCGCUUAGCACCGACCAAGUGCAGCAUCCGCACGCGUUGCCGCAUCAUCACCGCGGCCACGUCAUCUCUCCGACCACCCGCUCCGAGCACGAUUUCGACUCGCAAUCAUCAGUGUUGGGCAGCAUCUCGUCAAAGGGGAACAGUACGCCACAGCUUUUGGCGCAAGCCGUCCAGGAGGACAGUUGUGUGAUACGCAGUCGCGGCUCCAGUGUGAUAACUAGUGAUCUGGAGACGAGUCAACACUCAUCACUGGUGGCGCCACCCUCGGACAUCGAAUCGCGACUCGAGUCCAUGAUGAUGACCAUAGACGGAGCGACGAAUGUCGGAAAUGAGGCGCACACGCGAGUGCCAAUUGCCGAGGAGCCCCUUCAGGAGGAUAUUCUAGCUGUAUUGCGCGGCGAAGUGGCGACGGCUACGCUUAAUGGCGAUGCGAGCGACAAGGAACCAGAGGCGGAAGGUCAACAGCCGAAGCGCUCGACUCGCGGACGACCACGCAGAGCAGUGCCCACCGCCGCAGCUGUCCAAAGCACAGAUGUGGCUGUAGCAAUAGCUGCACCAGCUGCGGAACCAUCACCACCGCCAGCAACGACGACACGAACGCGCGGCCGUGGUAAGCCAGCAACUGCUAUUCCCGAGCCAGUGACGCCAAGUGGCAAACGAGCGACGCGUGGUCGCGCCAAGAAAGUGGAAUCGGAGAGCAAUAUGGAUGUGGGUGAGACCACUCCAGAUAAAAAUACGGCAUUGGCUAUGCUGGACAAUGAGGCGGAACAACAGACGACAACUACUGUGGUAGCCGCUCCACGCCGAGGACGCCCUCCACGUGCCAACAACAACGCGGCAAGCAGUACCAACACCAACAAUAAUAAUAACAAUAUAAGCAAAAUUGCCGCCAAUUUAGCUGGAAAAGCGGAAGCUGGCAAAUCAAAUGAUCUUGGAACGCAACGAAGUUAUGGCCGGAAACGCAAGAAUCCACAAGUGACGCACUUGGAGCCGGAAAGCGAUCCGACGCCCGAAGACGACAUGGCUAUGGAUAUGGAUGCAGAUUCACAGCCCACGCCAGCCAAAAUGCCGCACAACUUGCCGCUGGACGCGCUUACCGAUGACCUUUCGAAUAAUUCGAACAAUUCCUCGCUCCAGCAUGAUGGGUCAACAUCAUCGCCUCCACCUCGGGACUACAAGUUUAAAGAUAAAUUCAAGCGAACACUCACGCUGGACACGCAAGUAGCCAAUCAAGCAAAUGCAGCGGCGGCGGCCGCAGCUGCUGCCGCUGCUGGAACCGCUGAAGAAGCUGUCGAUAGUGGAGAGGUGCCAGCAGCUGAGCAACGAGGCGCCGUCAAACUGGUCAUAUCGAAGAAGAAGGGCAGCAUUUUUAAGAGUCGUACGCUAGUGCGUUCCGAUCAGGCACAACCGGCCACAGUGGCCAAAAGGCAUCUGUAUAAACACAGCUGGGAUGCAGCAUUGGAGGCCAAUGGUGCUGGAACUGGAAGCGAUGCCAGCAAUGCCUCACCCUCGACCACGAGUGGCGGUGGCGUCAAGGCAGAUGCUCUGGUUGCUGGCAAAUCUGCUGCGGAUGCCAUCUAUGCGGACUUUGGUGAUAGCUCCUCGAAUAAUAAUACGUCCAGUGGCAGCGGCGGUGGUUCCUUGCGCGGCGAAAGUCCCUCAAUGGGCAAAUUGACGCGUGGUGCCAAACCCAAUGCGCAAUCGGCACCCACAAACGCCAGUGGUGGCAAUCACUUCGAUCUGGACGAUGCCCUGAGUGGUGGAGGAGGCGGAGGAGGUGUUGCUUCUGGUGGUGUCGGCGUCGGUGGUAGCGGAUCUGGCGGAAGUCUCAGCAAUGCCGAAUCCUCAGUCACCAGUGUGCGAGUCGAUCGCAAGACUAAGGAAUACUAUACGGUUGUGCGUAAUGUGAAGACGGCGCAUCAAAUACAAGAGAUUGGCGAGUAUCAGGAAAUGGACGACGAUGUUGAAUACAUACUGGAUGCGCUGCAGCCGCACAAUCCAUUACCCACACGCUGUCUCUCAGCACUGCAGUUGGCCACAAAAUGCAUGACGCCUUCGUUCCGCAUGCAUGUGCGUGCCCAUGGCGUGGUAACCAAAUUUUUCAAGGCACUUUCUGAUGCUAAUAAGGAUCUGAGCCUGGGCCUCUGCACCUCCGCCAUAAUGUACAUACUCUCACAGGAGGGUCUCAACAUGGAUCUCGAUCGUGACUCACUCGAACUGAUGAUCAAUCUGCUUGAGGCUGAAGGCAUUUCUGCACCCUCCGAUCACGCCAACUAUGAACGCAACAAACAGAAAGUGCGCGAACUCUGCGAGGAGAUCAAGGCGCAAGGCAAGGGCACCCAUUUAAAUGUCGAAUCCAUCACCGUCGGCACCCUGGCCAUGGAAACGUUGCUGUCGCUGACAUCCAAACGUGCUGGUGAAUGGUUUAAGGAGGAUCUGCGCAAACUAGGCGGUCUCGAGCACAUUAUUAAGACCAUCUCGGACUUCUGUCAACCGAUAAUUGAGCGCAGCAAUGUCGCCGCUGGCAUUACGUGGCACCAAUCCCUGCUGGAUAAUAUGCAGACAGUCGCACGGUGUCUGCGCGUGCUGGAGAACGUCACACAGCACAACGAGACAAAUCAACGCUACAUGCUGACCUUUGCCAAUGGGCGAGCCGUGGACACGCUGUGCAUGCUGUAUCGCUUAUGUGAUCGCCAAUUGGUGCUACAUCCCACAACGGAGGCGGGAGGCAACGGCAAAGGCCAAGGCGUGGGUGUGGCUAUGCGCGAGCUCCUUAUUCCAGUCAUGAAGGUAUUAAUCAACCUCACGCACACAUUUAACGAGGCCCAACCAUCGCUGGGUGCUGAACUCCUAGGACGACGCAGCGAUGUCAUUGAGACGAGCUUCCAUUUGCUGCUCUUGGCCUCCAACCUAAUACCGGACCGUUGCGUUUUUGAGCUUAGCAUAUUGGUUCUCACGCUGCUCAUCAAUCUGAGCAUGCACACACUUCCAAAUCGUGCGGCCCUUAUGCAAGCAUAUGCACCACCCGAAUAUAUCGCUGAUCAUCCGCCACAGAAUGACCAGAGCGUGACUGCAAUUCAAGCGCUUCUUGAGUACUUUUACAAAUGCGAGGAGCUGGCCAAGCUGGUCGAGAAGAAUACGGAUGCAUUUUUGGAGAACAACGAGAAGAGCAAGAAGAAGCAGGAGGAGGUGGAAGAGACUGUCAAUAACCUUGUCCAACGCGCCGGCCACCACAUGGAGCACACCCUUAAGGGCAGCUAUGCGGCCAUACUUAUUGGCAACCUGAUAACUGACAAUGAGGAGUAUGAGAACGUUUUGAGACGUCAGUUGCGUGGCAACAGCUUUAAGGAGAUCAUUGGCGUGCUGGAGAAGUAUCAUACGUUCAUGAGCCUAACAUCUAGUUUGGAAGCCGCAUUUGUGGCGCACAUGAAGUCAACGAAGAAAAUCAUUGACAAUUUUAAGAAACGUGACUAUAUCUAUGAGCACUCAGACGAGCAUACAAUGCCGUUAAAUCUAGAGACCACGCACCAUCACCAAAUCAGCAGCACCACCAGCAGCACAAGUGGCAACGUGCCCCCAACGGAGGCAGGCAGCUCAUCGCCACCAAAUAGUGCGACGGCGACGACGACGGCGAGAAGCAGUAAUAUGCCUCGUGUUUAUAAGACCUACAGUAAUCACAGAUAAUUGCAAUACCAUCCACAUCAAAGUCCACAUCCAUAUUCACACACUCGCACCCAUGCCCACGCGCAUACCCACACCCACUGCGACACCCACACGCAAAUGGACACACGCGCAAACGCAUACAAAAAAAGAGAAAGAGAAAGCCUGCCACCAAAACAAAUAGUUUGUUUGUAAUUAAUUGUUUAUGUAGUUUUGUUAUGUGUAUGUAUUUACGUAUAUAAUAAUGGAUCAGCAAUGUCGUCUAAGCUUUAUCAUAAUAGGUGUAGUAUGUAUCCAAUUUUUUGUUGUGCACUAUUUAUUUUGUCCUCUCGACUGGCUACCCUUACGAUUUUAAAAGCAACAAUUUUAUGUAUGUGCUUUUAUUCUAUUAUUAUUUAAUUUCAAUUUUUUUUUAUAUAUACAUAUAUGUAAAAUUUAGCAUUAGUACAUCACUCUAGUAGCAUCAUUUUAUUAAAGAAUAAUCAUCAUGUGUAUGUGUUAACAAAAAGUGAUAGCAAUUUCUUAAAUAAGAUGGUCAGGAGGUCGGUCAGUGUCCUACAAACAGAAUUAUCGGGACAGAUAAGACAAAUUACGGAACACACACACUAUGCAAACGACAAACGAAAACUGAAUUCUGAAAACAGCAGCAACAACAAAAACAACAACCACAACCAAGAUACAAAGUAAUACUGAUAUGUGUACGUUAUAUAGUCAUAAGCAAGUUAGCAACUAUUAAUUAUACGCAUUACCAUAAUUAUAUAUACAUAUGUAAUUUGAUGUACAUAUACAUAUAAUGUUUACGCAAAGAAAUUUAUCGCUCUCGUCUAAUUUUGUCCCAUUUUUUUUAUAUAUAUAUAUAAAUAUAUAAAAAACCAUUAACUAUACCUAUGUAUAAUGAUAGCGCUCUAUAGUAGUAAGUAAGAAAUCCACAUGCAUACCAUAUACAUAUAUGUAUAUGCGAGCUGGAUAACGAUGGUGAUGAUGACCUGUAGGUAAACGGCGCGCCGUAUGUACAUAGAGAGUGUACAUACGUCGUAGGUUUUAUAUGUAAAUGUAAAAUAUGUAUUAAUAAUACAAGAUACGUUUAUAAGCACCGUUACGCAUAAAUUUAUAGUUUUACAAUUACGGCAUAUUAAAAUAUAACUUGUAACAAAUAGCUGCUUAUACACAUAUGUAUAUACAUAUGUACAUAUGUGUAUUUAAAAACAAAUAAAAAUAUAUAUAUACA